Papaver somniferum (opium poppy) is the source of this 2025-nucleotide messenger RNA. Its product is annotated as long chain base biosynthesis protein 1-like. The record is from RefSeq and is a predicted model, not a curated record. NCBI's taxonomy places the organism in Eukaryota, Viridiplantae, Streptophyta, Magnoliopsida, Ranunculales, Papaveraceae. Gene Ontology annotation, biological process: ceramide biosynthetic process; sphingosine biosynthetic process. Gene Ontology annotation, molecular function: serine C-palmitoyltransferase activity; pyridoxal phosphate binding. Gene Ontology annotation, cellular component: endoplasmic reticulum. The coding region runs from base 332 to 1789 and encodes 485 amino acids. The transcript has 13 exons.
UCAUAAAAUCUUUGAAUCUUCUUCGUUUCUCUUUGCAGUGACAAAAUAAAUAAAAGGUUCCUUCUUUAUUUUGUGUUAUAGGGAUCAGAUCCGAUCUAUCAAUUCCAUUUUUGCAUAACCCUAAUCUCUCCCCAAACACAGCGAAAAUUUUCAUUGUUCGCCAGUAGAGAAAAGGAAUCAAUUUCUCAAGGGUCACAAAUACAGUCAAAGGUGGUUCAUUGAUCCCCAUAUAAUAAGAGUGGACAAACUCUGGUUACUCAAGUUCAGCUAUGAGCGUUCUUCAUCGUCGACCUAAUUUCUGACUUUGAAUGCAACCAAAUUGUUUAACGUGAUGGCAUCUAUGCUUAUGGAUGUAAUGAAAAAUUCAUUCGAUUGGAUUCCAGGGGCUCUAAAUGCUGAUUUUGCUGGAGCUGUUGUUUUUGGAACUCCAAUUGGUGGCCAUUAUGUCGUAGAAUUUGUUCUAUUGGUCGCUGUCGUUGUCUUACUCCUCCAGAAGAGUUACAAGCCCCCUAAAAAGCCACUGACAGAGAGGGAAGUAGACGAACUUUGUGAAGAUUGGGUUCCAGACUCUCUAAUUCCUCCGAUCACAGAAGAGAUGAAAUGUGAACCUCCUAUAUUGGAAAGUGAUGCAGGGCCACAUGUUGUAAUUAAGGGGAGGGAUGUUGUGAACUUUGCUUCAUCAAACUAUCUUGGAUUAGUAGGAAAUGAAAAGUUAAUUAAGUCAUGUACCGAUUCGCUGGAUAAAUAUGGUGUAGGUUCUUGUGGUCCACGGGGAUUCUAUGGAACAAUUGAUGUCCACUUAGAUUGUGAGGCGAAGAUUGCAAAGUUUCUGGGAACUCCUGAUUCAAUACUCUAUUCAUAUGGAAUUUCUACAAUGUUCAGUGCUAUUCCUGCAUUUUGUAAAAAAGGAGACAUAAUUGUUGUCGAUGAAGGUGUUCAUUGGGGAAUACAGAAUGGGCUUCAUCUCUCAAGAAGCACUGUUGUGUAUUUCAAGCACAAUGAUAUGCAAUCAUUGGAAAAUACUCUGGAGAAAGUUACACGCCAGAAUAAGAGAGCGAGCAAGAUGAGGCGUUACAUCGUGGUUGAAGCUUUAUACCAGAACUCUGGGCAACUAGUUCCGCUAGAUGUAAUAAUCAGACUGAAAGAGAAGUAUCGCUUCCGUGUUCUGCUGGACGAGAGUAAUUCAUUUGGAGUGCUCGGAGAAUCUGGAAGAGGUCUAACUGAACAUUUUGGGGUCCCGGUUGAAAAGAUUGAUAUCAUAACGGCUGCUAUGGGAAACGCGUUGGCUACUUGUGGUGGAUUCUGUACGGGAAGUGUCAGAGUGGUUGAUCAUCAACGUCUUAGCAGCUCGGGCUAUGUUUUCUCUGCUUCUUUGCCUCCUUACCUUGCUACUGCUGCAAUUACUGCUAUUGACCUCCUGGAAGAAAAUCCUGAUCUGCUCUCAAAAUUGAGGAACAAUGUUGCAGUGCUAUGGCGAGGCUUAGCAGAGAUUCCCGGUCUUUCGAUUGCAAGUGAUCCAUUAUCGCCCCUUGUCUAUCUGAAACUAAAGAAUUCAACAGGUUCCUUUAAUACAGACUCACAUCUGCUUCAGAGUAUCGCGCAUCAUGUUUUGGAGGAAGGUUCAGUGUUAGUAGCUGCCUCAAAAAGAUCUAUGCUUGAUAAGUGCCAACUUCCGGCAGGUAUCCGGUUGUUUGUUUCGGCUGGCCAUACAGAGGCGGAUUUGCUAAAAGCAGCAGCAUCACUGAAGACAGCCUCGGAGUUAUUGCUUUCCAAGCAAGGGCAUACCUGAUCUUCUGUUCUUAAGCUUUGGAACAAAGAUAGACAAUGAGAAACAUAGUUGGUAGUUUUGUGCCGUAUGGAUCCUUUGCCAUCUUAUGUUAUUUAUUUAUUGAUGUUUUGAAUUAUUCUUACUGUAAGGUGUAAUUAUAACUAUUUUUUUUUUCUCUUAAAGAGGAAGCUGCCUUCAUAUUUUGAGGGGAAACGGUUAAAUUUAUUAAAAAGAAAAACCAAGAUCCGUUCAUCUCU